AGCCACAUGAUAACCUGGGUAGAAACCACAGCUGUGUGCUGUUGCCCAGCGUUUCUCUGGAGGGAAGCUGGGGAGGCUUUGGCGGCUUGGGAGACCAUUAAACUUUAAAUUAACUGGAUUGGGGCAAAAGUCGGACUAUCAAUUUGAGACCCUAGUGGAUGGCAAGUGAGGCCUCCUUACUGUCAGGAAAUACUGCGGGAAUCUUUUGCUGAACCUCUAAAACCGUCUCAAAAUGACGGAAAUUGUGGAGGAAUAUGAGGAAUAUGAGGAGGAAGAGGAGGAGGAGAUUGUGGAAGAGAUUACAACGUCGACUGUCACUGAGCACAAGACUCAGUUCUUUCAGUCUGGCUUACCCACCAGGAAAGUCAAGAAGAAGGUCAAGGUGGAUACUUCCAAGUUCAUGACUCCAUACCUGGCCCACAGCCAGAAGAUGCUGGAGCAGUUCAGCCAUAACAAGUACCGGCAGGCUUAUGAUUUGUCCAGAGGCCAGCCUCCUUCCAUCAUCACUGAUACCCCUGAAAUGAUUCGCAUCAGAAAGGCCCAGGAGCAGCUUAGCGAGGUGAAAUACCGCAUGGAGGGAAAUAAGGCUAAGACAACAAAUUUUUAUGAUGGUGAGGCCAAAGAUAUCGCCCAUGUCAAGCAUGUAUCUGAACUGAUCAGCAAGGUUCUGUACAGACAGAAGUGGGAUGAGACUAAGGACAGGUACCUGCUCCCUCCUGAUGCUCCUGAGCUGGUUCUGGCUGUGAAAAAUGCUGCAAACUUCAGCAAAAAACUUUAUGCAGAAGCCUGGGAAGAAGAGAAGACCCUGUUCUACCCUUACAGUGACAGCCCAGAGCUGCGCAGGGUGGCCAAGGCUCAGGAGGCCCUCAGUGAUAUUCGCUACAAGAAGGGUCAUGAUGAGCGCAAGGCCAAGUACACCUCCUUGCCUGAUCCUCCUGAAGUGCAGCUGGCCAAGAGAGUGGCCGAUCAACGCAGUGAUCUUAAGUACAGGGAAGAUUACAAUAAAAAUGUGAAGGGUCAAUGGUGUGAGACGCCCUACUUCGAUGUGGCCAUUGCUAGGGUGGCAAUGGACAACCUCAGCAAUAGAAAAUACACGCAAGAUUUUGAGGAUAUAAAAGACCAAAUUUAUUUCAUGCAAACAGAAACGCCAGUUUAUGAAACAAACAAGAAGGCUCGUAUUGCUGCUAGUGAGGUCCAAUACAAGAAGGAAUACGAGAAGAGAAAAGCACAGUCUGACUACAACACGCUCCCAGCCACUGAGAAUCCUCUCCUGAGACAGCUCAGAUAUGCUGGCACCAUCCUCAGUGAUAAAGUAUAUAAGGCCAACUAUGAGAAAUCGAGGGGUUUCAGCAUCAACUACUGUGACACGCCCAAGUUUCAGAUGGACUCAGUACUUAAACAGUUCACUGAUGCACAUUACAAAGAUAGGUAUGACAGUGAGGUGAAGGGUCACUACAUUGGCAGCUAUGAAGAUCUCUACAUGCUUCACUGCCAGAAAGUUGAGGAAAUGAAAAAUGAGCAAACAUAUAAAGCUGAAUAUGAGGACAUCAAAACAAGAUGUUUCUUCCCUCAAACAAUUACACCUGAAUAUGAAGCUUUGAAGAAGCUUCAACAGUGUAAUGAUAAAGUUUACCGGCGUCAUCCAGACACAGUGAAAUUUACACAAGUGGUGGAUUCACCAGUUCUGGUUCAAGCCGCCAUCAAUGCCAAACAGCUAAGUGACUUGAACUACAAGGCAAAGUAUGAGGAAACAAAGUUCAAGUGUAGUCUGCCCCCAGACUAUCCCUUCUUCAUCCAGUCCAGAGUUAACGCUUUUAACCUCAGUGAUAACUGUUACAAGUAUGAUUGGGAGAAAUCUAAAGCGAAAAAGUUUGAGGUGAAGGGUGAUGCCAUCUCGAUCCUUGCUGCCCGUGCUCACACAAACAUUGCCAGUGAUGUUAAAUAUAAAAAGGAGUAUGAGAAGAACAAGGGACAGAUGAUUGGAGCGCUCAGCAUUAAUGAUGAUCCCAAGAUCUUGCACUCUGUUCAUGUGGCCAAAAUCCAGAGUGAUCGUGAAUAUAAAAAGGAUUAUGAAAAGAUAAAGACCAAGUACCAUACACCAUUGGAUAUGCUGUCAGUCACCUUGGCUAAGAAAUCCCAGGCUAUUGCUAGCAUGGCUGGGUAUAAGAGAAUCAGUCCCAACUACUUCCUUCCCUAUGACAGUGUGCUCUUGGACCUGGCCAAGAAAGCCAACAUCAUCCAGAGUGAUAACGAGUACAAGUCUGACUACAACACCUAUGUCAAGGGUAGCCCAUGGGUCACCUUUGGCUCCAUGGAGGUUGAAAAGGCUAAGAAAGCAGCAGAGAUCCUUAGUGAAAAAAAAUACAGACAACACCCAGAUACAAUCCCCUUCACUGCGAUUGACGACCACCCCAUCAUGCUGCAGGCGAAAGUCAACCAGUUUCAGAGGAGUGAUCGGUUCUACAAGAGUGGUCUGGAGGAGAUUCAUCAAAAGUACUCUCUGCCUCCUGAUACCCCUGAGUUCCUCCAGGCCAAGUGCAACGCCUACAACAUCAGCAAGAACUACUACAAGUUUGCCUGGCAGGAGAUGAUUGCUAAAGGUUAUGACAUGAAGCCUGAUGCUAUCCCUAUUAUUGCUGCCAAAGCUGCUAGACAUGCUGCUAGUAAUGUCCAAUAUAAAAAGGCUUAUGAGAAGGCCAGAGGCCACCAUGUUGGCUUCCGAAGCCUCCAAGAUGAUCCUCUGCUGGUUCACUACAUGGAGGUAGCCAAACUGCAGAGUGACAAGAACUACAAGAAGGAUUACCACAAGGCCAAGCUGAAGUAUCACACCCCAGUUGACAUGAUGAGUGUGGCUCAUGCCAAACAUGCCUCUGCAGUACAGACCUUUGCUGGCUACAAGCAGCACCAUCAUAAUUACUUUCUUCUGCCUGAUGCUAUGAGUCUCGAGCUUGCUCGCACCAUGAACUACAAUUCCAGUGAUUAUAACUAUAAACUGGAUUAUGAGACCUCAGUUAAGGGAAUUGGCUGGGUCCCCAUUGGUUCCCUGGAGGUGGAGAAAGCCAAGGCAGCAGCUGCAGCUCUGGAUGAGAAAAAGUACCGCCAGCACCCUGACACCAUCAAGUUCACCAGUGUUACUGACUCCAUGAACAUGGAACUGGCCAAGGCCAAUGCCAAGAUCUUGAAUGUGAAAGAGUACAAGGCCAGCGGAGAGAAGUUCAUGCACACUUACCAUCUCCCUCCUGAUACCCCUGAACUGAUGCAAGCCAGAUACAAUGCUGUCAACAUCAGCCAGAAUUACUAUUCCUACGCUCAUCGACAAGAUAUUCUCAAAGGACAUCAUAUGAAGGAGGAUGCCAUUCCUAUUGUUGCAGCAAAAUCUUCAAGAGACAUUGCCAGUAAUUACAAAUACAAGUUGGCUUAUGAGAAGGCAAAGGGCCACCAUGUUGGCUUCCGCAGCCUCCAGGAUGAUCCUCUUCUAGUUCACUACAUGGAGGUGGCCAAAAUGCAGAGCGACAAAAACUACAAGAAGGACUACCACAAGGCCAAACUGAAGUAUCACACCCCAGUGGACAUGAUGAGUGUUGCCCACGCCAAGCAGGCCUCUGCUGUUCAGACUAUGGCUGGAUAUAGGAAGAUCCCUCACAGCUUCUUGCUUCUGCCUGACAACAUGCACCUGCAACUGUGUCGCAGCAUGAUGGAGAUUCAGAGUGAUAAUGUCUACAAGUCAGAUUAUACCAACUACUAUAAAGGUGCAGGGUGGGUCCCUAUUGGUUCCCUGGAUGUUGAGAAGGCCAAAGCUGCUAAGGCUGCACUGGAUGAUAGAGGCUACCGCCAGCAUCCCAGUACUUUCAAAUUCACAAGCAAGACUGAUGCCAUGAACAUGGCUCUGGCUCUGGCCAACUCAAGGCAGCUGGACAAAACUGCAUACAAAGCUUCUGGUGAGAAGUACAUGCACACCUAUCAUCUGCCCGCUGACAGCCCAGAGUUCCUCCAGGCUAAAUUCAAUGCCCAGACCCUUAGUGAGAGUCACUAUAAGCACAAGUGGCUGGAAGAUAUUGCCAAGGGAUACGACAUGAAGCCUGAUGCUAUACCUAUCCUGCAUGCCAAACAAGGCAGACAUAUUGCCAGCAAUGUCCAAUACAAGAAAGAUUAUGAGAAGGCCAGAGGCCACCAUGUUGGCUUUCGUAGCCUCCAGGAUGAUCCCCUGCUGGUUCACUACAUGGAGGUAGCCAAGCUGCAGAGUGACAAGAACUACAAAAAGGACUACCACAAGGCUAAACUGAAGUAUCACUCUCCAGUUGACAUGAUGAGUGUGGUCCAUGCUAAGCAGGCAUCUGCUGUUCAGACUUAUGCUGGUUACAGAAAGAUCCCUCACAACUACCUCCUUCUGCCCGACAACAUGCACCUGCAACUGUGUCGCACCAUGAAUACUCAGUCAAGUGACUGUGAUUACAAAUCUGAAUGGAACAACUAUAUCAGAGGUAUUGGAUGGGUCCCUAUUGGCUCACUUGGAGUUGAGACUGCUAAAGUUGGUGGUCAGAUUCUAAGCGACCAGAAGUACCGCACUCAUCCAUCCAACUUCAAGUUCAGCAAGCUGAUGGACUCCAUGGACUUGGCUCUGGCUACUGCCAACAACCAGAUCAUGAACAAGAAAGCAUACACUACUGCUUGGGAGAAGGACAAGCUGACAGUCCACAUCAUGCCAGAUUCUCCUGAAAUUGUCCUGGCCAAGGCUAAUGCCCUCAAUAUGAGCAAUAAACUUUACAAAGCUGGUGUUGUGGAGAUGGCCAAUAAGGGCUACAACCUCAAAGCAGAUGCUAUCCCCAUUGUGGCUGCUAAGUCUGGUACCACUAUUGCCAGUAAUUACAAGUACAAACUGGCUUAUGAGAAGGCCAGAGGCCACCAUGUUGGCUUCCGCAGUCUCCAGGACGAUCCUCUGCUGGUUCACUACAUGGAGGUAGCCAAACUGCAGAGUGACAAGAACUACAAGAAGGAUUACCACAAGGCCAAGCUGAAGUAUCACACCCCAGUGGACAUGCUGAGUGUUGUUCAUGCCAAGCAGGCCUCUGCUGCUCAAACCAUGGCUGGAUAUAGACAGAUCCAGCACAGUUACGCUCUCCUCCCUGAUGCCAUGAACCUAGUGCUGGCUCGUACCAUGAAUGUCCAGUCUAGUGAUUGGGACUACAAAUCUGAAUGGAACAACUAUAUCAGAGGUAUUGGAUGGGUCCCUAUUGGCUCACUUGGAGUUGAGACUGCUAAAGUUGGUGGUCAGAUUCUGAGCGACCAGAAGUACCGCACUCAUCCAUCCAACUUCAAGUUCAGCAAGCUGAUGGACUCUAUGGACUUGGCUCUGGCUACUGCCAACAACCAGAUCAUGAAUAAGAAAGCAUACACAGCAGCUUGGGAGAAGGACAAGCUGACAGUCCACGUCAUGCCAGAUUCUCCUGAGAUUGUCCUGGCCAAGGCUAAUGCCCUCAAUAUGAGCAAUAAACUUUACAAAGCUGGUGUUGUGGCAAUGGCCAAUAAGGGCUACAACCUCAAAGCAGAUGCCAUCCCCAUUGUGGCUGCUAAGACUGGUACCACUAUUGCCAGUAAUUACAAGUACAAAUUGGCUUACGAGAAGGCCAGAGGCCACCAUGUUGGCUUCCGCAGCCUCCAGGACGAUCCUCUGCUGGUUCACUACAUGGAGGUGGCCAAACUGCAGAGUGACAAGAACUACAAGAAGGACUACCACAAAGCCAAACUGAAGUAUCACACCCCAGUGGACAUGAUGAGUAUAGUCCAUGCUAAGCAGGCCUCCGCUGCUCAAACUAUGGCUGGAUACAAGCAGAUUAUCUCCCACUACACAGUGCUGCCUGACGCCAUGAACCUGGAACUGGCUCGUAACAUGCAAUUCAUUGCCAGUGAUAAUCAGUACAAGAGUGAGUAUGAAAGCUUCAUGAAAGGAAUAGGAUGGGUUCCUAUUGGAUCACUGGAUGUCGAGAAGGCAAAAACAGCCAGCCAGAUCUUCAGUGAGAAACGAUACCGUCAACAUCCUAGCAACUACAAUUUCACAAAGGACAUGCAGUCCAUGGAUCUGACACUGGCCACAGCCAACAACCAGAUUAUGGAUAAGAAAUCAUACAUCAAGGCCUGGGAGAAAGACAAGACUUCAAUCCACAUCAUGCCUGAUGCAAUGGACAUUGUUCUGGCCAGAGGAAACAAGAGAAACUACAGUGAGAAACUGUACAAGUUGGACAAUGAGCUGUCCAAGAAGAAAGGCCAUAAUCUCCGUGCUGAUGCCAUUUCAGUUCAGGCUGCCAAAGCCUCCACUGCAAUUGCUAGUGAUUACAAGUACAAGUCAGGAUACCGUAAGCAGGUUGGUCACCACAUUGGUGCUCUCAGCAUCCAGGAUGACCCUCUGCUCAUGCUGGCUCUGAACUCAGCCAAGAUUGCCAGUGAUGCCCUGUACAAGAAAGACUUCAACAAGUCCAAGACCAAGUUCCACCUGCCAGUGGACAUGAUGGCCUUUGAACUGGCCAAGAAGAACCAGAUUCAGGUCAACCAUGCCAACUAUAUCACCCGUUUGCACAACUGGACUUGCUUGCCAGACUCCAAUGAUGUUGUCCAGGCCAGACAUGCUUAUGACCUGCAGAGUGAUGCUGUGUACAAGGAGGAUCUGAAGAUGAUGCAGGGUAUUGGAUGGGUGCCUAUAGGUUCACUGGAUGUUGAAAAGGCGAAAAAAGCUGGCGAGAUCCUGAGUGACAAAAAGUAUCGCCAGCAUCCAAGCAACUACAAGUUCAAAAUGACUACUGAAGACAUGCCCAUAGCGUUGGCUAAGGCCAAUGCUCAGGUUAUGAAUAAGAAAGCUUACAGAGACGCCUGGGAAAAAGACAAGACUACCAUCCAUAUCAUGCCUGAUUCUAUGGAUAUUUUAUUGGCCAAAGCAAACAAAGUCAACUAUAGUGUGAAAAUGUACAAGCAGGCAAAUGAAGAGGCCAAGAAGAAGGGAUAUGACCUGCGUAAUGAUGCCAUUUCCAUUAUUGCAGCGAGAGCUUCAAGGGAUAUUGCCAGCGAUUACAAGUACAAGGCAGGAUACCGUAAGCAGGUUGGUCACCACAUUGGUGCUCUCAGCAUCCAGGACGACCCUCUGCUCAUGCUGGCUCUGAAUUCAGCCAGGAUUGCCAGCGAUGCCCUGUACAAGAAAGACUUCAACAAGUCCAAGACCAAGUUCCACCUGCCAGUGGACAUGAUGGCCUUUGAACUGGCCAAGAAAAACCAGAUUCAGGUCAACCAUGCCAACUACAUCACCCGUUUGCACAACUGGACUUGCCUGCCAGACUCUAAUGAUGUCGUCCAGGCCAGACAUGCUUAUGACCUGCAAAGUGAUGCUGUGUACAAGGAGGAUCUGAAGAUGAUGCAGGGUAUUGGAUGGGUGCCUAUAGGUUCACUGGAUGUUGAAAAGGCGAAGAAAGCUGGUGAGAUCCUGAGUGACAAGAAGUAUCGUCAGCACCCAAGCAACUACAAGUUCAAAAUGACUACUGAGGACAUGCCUUUAGCAUUGGCUAAGGCCAAUGCUCAGGUUAUGAACAAGAAAUCUUACAUUGAAGCCUGGGAGAAUGAGAAGAUGAAGAUCCACAUCAUGCCUGAUGCUAUGGAUGUUCUUCUUGCCAAGGCCAACAAUAUCAACUACAGUUUGAAAAAGUACAAACAGGCAAAUGAAGAUUCCAAGAAGAAAGGCUAUGAUCUGCGCAAUGAUGCCAUUUCGAUCAUUGCAGCCAGGGCUUCCAGGGACAUUGCCAGUGAUUACAAGUACAAGGCAGGAUACCGUAAGCAGGUUGGUCACCACAUUGGUGCUCUCAGCAUCCAGGAUGACCCUCUGCUCAUGCUGGCUCUGAACUCAGCCAAGAUUGCCAGCGAUGCCCUGUACAAGAAAGACUUCAACAAGUCCAAGACCAAGUUCCACCUGCCAGUGGACAUGAUGGCCUUUGAACUGGCCAAGAAGAACCAGAUUCAGGUCAACCAUGCCAACUACAUCACCCGUUUGCACAACUGGACUUGCUUGCCAGACUCCAAUGAUGUCGUCCAGGCCAGACAUGCUUAUGACCUGCAAAGUGAUGCUGUGUACAAGGAGGAUCUGAAGAUGAUGCAGGGUAUUGGAUGGGUGCCUAUAGGUUCACUGGAUGUUGAAAAGGCGAAGAAAGCUGGUGAGAUCCUGAGUGACAUAAAGUAUCGUCAGCACCCAAGCAACUACAAGUUCAAAAUGACUACUGAAGACAUGCCUAUAGCGUUGGCUAAGGCCAAUGCUCAGGUUAUGAACAAGAAAUCUUACAUUGAAGCCUGGGAGAAUGAGAAGAUGAAGAUCCACAUCAUGCCUGAUGCUAUGGAUGUUCUUCUUGCCAAGGCCAACAAUGUCAACUACAGUUUGAAAAAGUACAAACAGGCAAAUGAAGAUUCCAAGAAGAAAGGCUAUGAUCUGCGCAAUGAUGCCAUUUCGAUCAUUGCAGCCAGGGCUUCCAGGGACAUUGCCAGUGAUUACAAGUACAAGGCAGGAUACCGUAAGCAGGUUGGUCACCACAUUGGUGCUCGCAGCAUCCAGGACGACCCUCUGCUCAUGCUGGCUCUGAAUUCAGCCAGGAUUGCCAGCGAUGCCCUGUACAAGAAAGACUUCAACAAGUCCAAGACCAAGUUCCACCUACCAGUGGACAUGAUGGCCUUUGAACUGGCCAAGAAAAACCAGAUUCAGGUCAACCAUGCCAACUACAUCACCCGCUUACACCAGUGGACUUGCCUGCCAGACUCCAAUGAUGUCGUCCAGGCCAGGCAUGCUUAUGACCUGCAGAGUGAUGCUGUCUAUAAAGCUGACCUGAAGUGGCUCCAGGGCCUGGGCUGGGUCCCCAUUGGCUCUCUAGACGUGGAGAAGGCCAAGAAGGCUGCAGAGAUCUUGACUGAUAGAAAGUACCGCCAGCACCCCAGCACUGUUCACUUCACCAGCCCGAUAGAUGCCAUGAACAUCGUACUGGCAAAGAAUAAUGCCUUGACCAUGAACAAGCGUCUCUACACUGAGGCAUGGGAGAAGGACAAGACCAAGCUGCACAUCAAACCUGACACUCCUGAGAUCCUCCUCUCUCAGCAGAAUGCUAUCAACAUGAGCAGGAAACUAUACAGAGAAGGUUUUGAGGCCACAAUUGCAAAGGGAUAUUUCCUACCUGUGGAUGCAAUCUCUGUCAAGUCUGCCAAAGCCUCCAGGGACAUCAUCAGUGAUUACAAGUACAAGACAGGAUACCGUAGGCAGGUUGGCCACCACAUUGGUGCCCGCAGUGUCCAGGAUGACCCUCUGAUCAUGCUGGCUCUGAACUCAGCCAAGAUUGCCAGUGAUGUCCUGUACAAGAAAGACUUCAACAAGUCCAAGACCAAGUUCCACCUUCCAGUGGAUAUGCUGAGUCUUGAGCUGGCCAAGAAAUGCCAGAUUCAGGUCAAUCACGCCAACUACAUCACUCGGUUGCACCAGUGGACUUGUCUACCAGACUCCAAUGAUGUUGUCCAGGCUAGGAAAGCCUACGAUCUUCAGAGUGAUGCUGUGUACAAAGCUGACUUGGAUGAGAUUGUAGGUGUAGGAUGGAUCCCCAUUGGUUCACUGGAUGUGGUGAAGGCCAAGAAUGCUGCAAAAAUCCUCAGUGAUCGUCUCUACAGGCAGAAAACAGACACACUGAAAUAUAAGACUGAUAUGACCUCCAUGCCCAUGGUCUUAGCCAAAACAAAUGCUGAUAUCAUGAACAAGAGAAACUACAUUGCUGCUUGGGAGGCUGACAAGAUUAAGACUCAUGUCACCCCUGACAUGCCUGAGCUGUUGCUUUCCAAAGCUAAUGCAUACAACAUCAGCAAGAAACUCUACAGGGAAGCUGUUGAGGAGAUCUUCAGAAAGGGCUAUGACCUUAAGGGUGAUGCUGUCUCUGUUGUUGCUGCCAAACAUGCAAGAGAUAUCAUCAGUGAUUACAAAUACAAGACAGGAUACCGUAAGCAGGUUGGCCACCACAUCGGAGCCCUCAGUGUCCAGGAUGACCCUCUGAUCAUGCUGGCUCUGAACUCAGCCAAGAUUGCCAGUGAUGCUUUGUACAAGAAGGACUUCAACAAGUCCAAGACCAAGUUCCACCUGCCCGUGGACAUGCUGAAUCUUGAACUGGCCAAGAAAUGCCAGAUCCAAGUCAAUGAUUUCAACUACAGAACUCAUCUGCACAAUUGGACCUGCCUACCAGACUCCAACGAUGUUGUCCAGGCCAGGAAGGCAUAUGACCUGCAGAGCGAUGCUGUGUACAAGGCUGAUAUGGAAUGGAUCAAGGGUACAGGUUGGGUGCCAAUUGGGUCACUUGAAGUGGAAAAGGCCAAGAAAGCAGCUGAGAUCCUGAGCGACAGGAAAUACCGUCAGCAUCCCAGCACCUUCAAGUUCACUGCCAAGACAAGUGACAUGCCAUAUGCCCUUGCUCAGGCCAAUGCCCAGAUCAUGGACAAGAAAGCAUAUAUUGCUGCCUGGGAGAACGAUAAGACCAACCUUCACAUCAUGCCUGACACCCCAGAGGUCAUCCUGGCAAAACAGAAUAAACUCAACACCAGUCUGAAAUAUUAUCGUGAAGGCUUUAUGGACACCAUCAACAAAGGCUACUUCCUUCCCAAAGAUGCAAUUUCAGUUUUAUCAGCCAAACACUCCCGAGACAUCAUCAGCGAUUACAAAUACAAGGCUGGUUUCCGCAAACAAUGUGGCCAUCAUAUUGGUGCCCUCAGUGUUAAGGAUGACCCACUGAUUAUGUUGGCUGCUCAUGCAGCCAAGAUCUCCAGCGACAACAUCUAUAAGAAGGACUUCAACAAGACUAAGACCAAGUACAACCUGCCAGUGGACAUGCUGACACUUGAACUAGCAAAAAAAUGCCAGAUCCAAGUCAAUGAUUUCAACUACAGAACUCACUUACACCAAUGGACAUGCCUGCCAGACUCCAAUGAUGUAGUCCAGGCUAGAAAGGUCUACGACUUACAGAGUGAUGCUGUAUACAAAGCUGAUCUGGAGUGGCUGAGAGGAUGUGGCUGGUCACCUCAGGACUCUGUGGAUGUCAUUAAAGCUAGAAAUGCCCAGACAAUUCUCAAUGACAGGCUCUAUCGCCAGCCCCCAAGUACUGUCAAGUUCACCAGUGUUGUGGACCUCCCAGCUAUUGUCUUGUCCAAGCAAAAUGCUGACAACCUCAGUGAUAGGAAAUAUAGAGAGGUCUGGGAUAAAGACAAGCUCACCAUUCACCUGCCACCUAACACCCCCACCUUUGAACUGUCAAAGGCCAAUGCUAUUAACAUCAGCAAUAAACUGUACACAAAGACCUGGGAUGACCAGAAGGCCAAAGGCUACCAUAUCAAGGAGGAUGCUAUCUCUGUGUUGAAGGCUAAAGCUUCCAGAGAUAUCAUUAGUGAUUACAAGUACCAUGAAGGAUACCGUAAGCAAGUUGGCCACCACAUUGGUGCUCGCAGUGUCCAGGACGACCCUCUGAUCAUGCUGGCUAUGAACUCAGCCAAGAUUGCCAGUGAUGCCCUGUACAAGAAAGACUUCAACAAGUCCAAGACUAAAUUCAACUUGCCAGUGGACAUGCUGACACUUGAGCUGGCCAAGAAAUGCCAGAUCCAAGUCAAUGACUUCAACUAUAGAACUUAUUUGCAUCAGUGGACUUGUCUGCCAGACUCCAAUGAUGUGGUCCAGGCCAGAAAGGCCUAUGAUCUCCAAAGCGAUGCUGUGUACAAAGCUGAUAUGGAGUGGAUACGUGGAUGUGGAUGGAUUCCACAUGAGUGUGUGGAUGUUAUAAAGGUGAAGAAUGCACAGAAGAUCCUGGCUGAUAGAGGCUACCGUGUCAAGUUGGAUGACCAGAAAUACACAGUUCCAACUGACAGAGUUGACUUGGUCUGUGCCAAGAAUGCUGCUGAGGUCCUUAACGAGGCCAAAUAUCGUGAGGCAUGGCACCAGGACAAGACCAAGUACUCACUGGUGGACACUCCAACUCUUGCCACAGCCAGGGAGGUGGCUAAAAACAUUCACCCAAAACUGUAUACCAAAGCAUGGGACAAUGUCAAAGCCACAGGGUACUUCAUGCCUGGAGAUGCUGUGCCAAUCAAGCAGUGCAUUGAGACAACCAAAGUGCAGAGUAAACACAAGUACCUUGAGGGAUACCGUAGGCAGGUUGGCCACCACAUUGGUGCCCGCUGUGUCGAGGAUGACCCUCUGAUCAUGCUGGCUCUGAACUCAGCCAAGAUUGCCAGUGAUGCCCUGUACAAGAAGGACUUCAACAAGUCCAAGACCAAGUUCAACUUGCCAGUGGACAUGCUUCAGUUUGAACUGGCCAAGAAAUGCCAGAUCCAAGUCAAUGAUGACAACUACAGAACUCGCCUGCACCAGUGGACUUGUCUUCCCGACCAGAAUGAUGUUAUCCAGGCGCGCAAAGCAUAUGAUCUUCAAAGCGAUCAUGUGUAUAAGGCUGACCUGGAAUGGAUUCGUGGCUGUGGCUGGGUGGCAGCCGACUCUGUUGACCAUGUCAAGGUCAAGAAGGCCCAGGAGAUUCUCAACGAUAGGCAUUAUAAGAAGAAUGCCAAAGAAUGCUUUGGAAAAUUCACCUUGGUUGUGGACCGUCCUGAGAUUGUCUUGGCAAAGAUAAAUGCUGCCAACCUUAGUGAUCUGAAGUACAAAGAGACGUUCAAUGCAGAAAAAGGUCAUUACAUUGGUUCAGAUGACACUCCUCAGCUGGCCCAUAGCAGGGAGGUGUCUAAGACCAUCAGUGAGAAACUUUACAAAAUGCAAUGGGAUGAGUCUAAGGCUACGGGCUACCAGCUGAACCAUGAAUACAUCCCACUUCUCAGUGGCAAGAAGAGCAGGGAAAUCGCUAGUGAUGUCAAGUAUAAGAAUUUGCAUGAGAAGGCCAAGGGUCACUACAUGGCUGGAACCCUGAUGGAUUUCCCUGAGGUGGUGCGCUGUGGACAGCAGGAGAAGAACAAGGGACUGAGACUCUACCAGAAGGACUACCAUCAAAGCAAGACCAAGACCCACAUCCCACCUGACAUCAUUGCCAACCAGGUAGCUAAGCGGUGCCAGGAUAUGCUGAGCAACUGUCAUUAUCGCACCUACCUGCACCAGUGGACAUGCCAUCCUGACCAGGAAGAUGCCAUUCGUGCCCGCAAGACCAAUGAAAUUCUCAGUGAUGUGUUCUACAAGGAUGACCUAAAUUGGAUGAAGGGUAUUGGUUGCUAUGUCUGGGACACACCAGAGAUUGUUCGUGCCAAGAAGUCCUACGAGCUGCAGAGUGAUCUUAAAUACAGGGACAGUGCCAAGAAAGAAUUCAACAAUUACUCCAUUGUGACAGACACCCCAGUUUAUGUGACUGCUGUUCUAGGUCACACCUGGGCCAGUGAGCUCAACUACAGGGAGGCUUAUCAUAAGGAGAAGCAUCUGUACACCACCGUUCUGGAUACUUACGACUAUGCCAGAUGCCACAACUUCAAACACUUUUUCAGCAACAAAAACUACACUGCUGCUUGGGACAAAAUCAAAGCCAAGAGCUACCAGAUUCCACAUGACUCACAUGCCUUACAACAUGCCAAAAGCCAAAAGAUCAUUCUCAGCAGUGUGAAGUACAAGGAGGAUUAUGAGAAGUUCAAAUCCCUCUACAGUCUGCCCAAGUCUCUUGAAGAUGAUCCUGCCACUGCUCGCUGUGUCAAAGCUGGAAAGCUGGUCCUAGAUCGUCUGUACAGGGAGAACUAUGAGAAGACCAAGGCAAAGAACCAUAUCCCACCAGACAUGCUGGAGAUCCUGUCUGCCCGCAAUACCCAGUCCACUGUCAGUGGGAUCCACUACCGCAAGUAUCUGCACCAGUGGAUGUGCCUACCUGACAUGCAGAUGUAUGUCCAAGCACGCAAAGUCAACGAGCAACUCAGUGAUAUUUUCUACAAAGAUGAUCUCAACUGGCUGAAGGGUAUUGGCUGCUAUGCCUGGGACACACCAGAGAUCCUUCGUGUCAAGCAUGCUGGUGAACUUCAGAGUGAGCACAAGUACAGAGCGAAAGGUGUUGAGGCUUUCAAGGACUAUUCAGUGGUCACAGAUACUCCAGUGUAUGAGACAGCCAAGCAGAAUGCUCAGAACUUGAGUGAUCUGCACUACCGCUAUGACUACAACACCAAUGUCAAGGGCACAAACACUGCUCCUGCUGUUACCAUUGACACAGAAAGGGCACGCCUGGCUAACUACAUCCAGAGUGAUAACUGGUACAAAGAGGCCAACAAGAACUUCAUGCCGACUGGUUACUCCCUGCCCCACGACACUCCACUCAUCAAGCAGGUUAAGAUGAACAGUGUUGUCGCCAGCAAUGUGAAGUACAAGGAGGCCUUUGAGAUGAUGAAGGCUAAGGCAUACACUCUUCAUCCAGAGGGUGUCAACUUUGUCAAUGCAAGGAAAGCUAACAAGAUCAUCAAUGAUCGUCUGUAUCGUGAGGUCUACCAUAAGCAAAAGGACAAGAUCCACACAACCUACGACACCCCUGAUAUCAGACAAGUCAAGAUGAACCAGGAGCACCUCAGUGAUUUAUGCUACAAAGAGAAAUACUACAACAGCAGAGGUCAGUUGAUCUCUAUGCCCAUUACACCUGAGCUGAUGCACUGCUACCAUGUCAAUGAGAUCACCAGUGAGCUGAAAUACAAAGAGGACCUGAUGUGGCUGAGAGGCCUGGGCUGCUUCUUGUAUGACACCCCAGAGAUGGUCCAUGUCCGCAACAUCACCAAAUUCAGGGUGAGCUAUCCAGUGGAGGCUAAGAAGAACCUUGCCAACUUCUCUGUGGUCCUGGACACUCCAGAGUACAAGCGUGUGACUGAGCUCAAGACCCACAUGAGCAAUCUGAUCUACAAAGCUCAGAGCAAGGAGGAAAUGGCUAAGGUCAUCACUCCUGUGGACUCUAUUGACAUCAAGAGAGCCAAAUGGGCCCAGCAGCUUACUAACAAAUACCAGUACACAGAUCUGGCCGCUAAGGAGAGAGCUCAUUUCACUCCAGAAAUUGAGACUCCACACAUGGGCCAUGCUAGAAAAAUGAAAGUGGUCUACAGUGAUAACAAGUACAAAGAACAGUAUGAGAAGAUGAAGCACAGGUACACUGCCAUUGCUGAUACACCUCUCCUGAUUCGUGCCAAGAAAUCCUACCUCCAGUCCAGCGAUCUGCGCUACAAAGAGACCUUUGAGCUCUCCAGGGGUCACUACCGCACAGUCAAGGAUGCUCUGGACAUCAUCUACCACCGCAGAGUUACUGACGAUAUCAGUGAGGUUAAAUACAGGGAGAAAUACAUUAACUCUCUGGGUACCUGGAAGUCCAUCCCUGACCGUCCUGAGUUCUUCUUUAGCAGAAUUGUCAAUGAUAACGUCAGCAACGUCAAGUACAAGGAGGACCUGGACUGGCUGAAGGGUAUUGGCUGCUUUGUUUGGGACACACCUGAGCUGGUGCGGGCUGAGAGGAACAAGACACUUUACAGUGAGAGACUGUACAAAGCAUCCUUUGAGAAGAACAGAGGCAACUUCAAGUAUACCUGUGACACACCGUACUUCCAGGCUGCCAAGAAUGCUUCCAUUCUCAUUAAUGAUAGGGCCUAUAGAGCUAAUUAUGAGAAGACCAAGGACAAGUUCACCAUAACUACAGAUGAUCCUAGAUACCAACUGGCCAGGGAGAACAGGAAGAUGAGCCAGUGGAGGUACAGGGAGCAGUAUGAACGUGCUAAGGACAAGUUCACGUCUGUUUUGGAGACUCCUGAAUAUGAGACCCACCAACGCAGCAAGAAGAUCAGUGACAUCAUCUACAAGAUGGAGUAUAACAAGACCAAGGCUAAGGGAUACACCUUGCCUUAUGAUACACCAUACCAACAGCACAUGAAGAAGGUCAAGGAGAUCACUAGCAAUCUGAAGUACAAAGAAGUGUAUGAGAAGAGCAAGGCUCAGAUCAACAUGGACCCUGAAGCUCAUGAGAUUCGCGCUGCCAAGGAGGCCUACAAGAACAUCAGCAAUCUUGACUACAAGAAAAAGUAUGAAGCCACCAAGAACAAAUGGAUCUGGACAACAGACAGACCUGACUUUGUCAAUGCUGCCAAGAACUCCUUGCAACAGAGUGAUGUUGAGUACAAAUAUGACAAAGAGAUGCUGAAGGGCUGUGUGAUACCUGUAGUUGAUGACAAGUACACUGUCCUGUGUAUGAAGAAUGCUGAAAUGGCUAGUGAUGUGAAAUACAAAGAGAAGUAUGAAAAGGCAAAGGGCCACUAUGUGCCUGUCUUGGACACUCCUCAAAUCCUUCACGCAAAGGCUGUGCGAACUCUGGCAUCAGAGAGUAAAUAUAAGGAGGCCAGUAAGAAGGACAUGCAGUCUGGCUCAUUCACUACCCUGUCCGAGACUCGUGACACAGCUCACAGCAAGCAGGUCAACAAGCUUGUCAGCGGGAAACUGUAUAAAGAAAAGUUUGAGAAGGAGAAGGGCAAGUCAGUGUAUAACCACAUGAUUGUUCCACCCGAUGUUCAGCAUGCCAUUGAUGUGGCCAAGAGUCAGAGCAAUAUUGCUUACAAGAAGAAUGCCAAAGCCAACCUGCACUACACUCCUGUAGUUGACCGUCCUGACAUAAAGAAGGCUACCCAGGCUGCUAGACUUAUCAGUGAGAUUGGCUACCGUGACAAGGCCCGUGAGGAGGCAAGCCGUGGAGGUUCUCUGGCUUUCCGCCCGGACAUCACUCUGGCCACUGAGGUGUCCAAGCUGACCAGCCAGGUGAAGUACAAGGAGAAGUUUGACAAGGAGGUGAAAGGAAAGAAACCACAAUAUGACCUGAAGGAGAGUAAGAUUUACAAGACUUUGAAGGAUGCCAAUGUGCUGGCUAGUGAGGUGAAGUACAAAGGUGACCUGAAGAAGAUCCACAAGCCUGUGACCGACAUGGCUGAGUCUCUGUCCAUGCAGCACAGCCUGAGCACCAGCAAACUGUCCAGCGAUUACUGCUACAAGAAGAAAUUUGAGGAGAGUAAAGGUCACUACCACAUGAUUCCUGACACACCAGAACAGCUCCAUCACAAGGAGGCCUCUGAACUUCAGAGCAACGUGAAAUACAAGGAGAAGUAUGAGAGGGAGAAGGGCAAGCCCAUGCUGGACUUUGAGACACCCACAUAUGUGACUGCUAAGGAGGCCCAGCACAUGCAGAGUCAGAAAGACUAUAAGAAGGACUUUGAGGAAUACAUGAGGGGCAAGAACCUCUCAGGCUUGGAGGUCACCCCUGCCAUGAUACAUGUCAGGCACGCCACCAAAAUAGCCAGUGAGAAAGAGUACAGGAAGGAUCUAGAAGAGGGAGUGAAGGGUAAAGGGCUUACUGUGCUGGAGGAAACUCCGGAGCUUUUGAGAGCAAGGAAUGCCACUCAAAUCCUGUGUGAGAGAGAGUACAAGAAGGCACUGGAGCAGGAGAUCAAGGGCAAGGGAAUGUUGGCAUUGGCUACAGACACCCCAGAUUUCAUGAGGGCCAGGAACGCUACUGACAUCCUCAGUCAGACGAAGUAUAAGCAGACUGCUGAGAUGGACAGGGCCAGCUACACAACUGUUAUCGACACCCCAGACAUCAUCCAUGCUCAGCAGAUGAGAAACAUUGUCAGUCAGAAAAAGUACAAAGAGGAGGCUGAAAAGACUAUGUCUCACUAUGUACCAGUCCUGGACACUCCAGAGAUGCAGAGAGUCCGUGAGAACCAGAGGAACUUCAGCACUCUUCAAUACCAGAUUGACCUUAAAAACAUAAAGGGCAAAGUGUCUACUGUAAAGGACACUCCUGAAAUGCUGCGUGUUAAAGAGAAUACAAAGAAUUUCAGCUUGAUUCAGUACAAAGAGGAUUUGGGAAGAGGAACAGCUUUACCUGAGACCCCUGAGAUGGAGAGAGUUAAACGCAACCAGCAGAACAUUAGCACGAUACAGUACAAGGACUCUGUGGGUCAAGGCACAUCCAUACCAGAUCUCCCCGAGGUGAAGCGGGUCCAAGAAACCCAGAAGAAUAUCAGCUCGAUACAGUACAAGGACUCUGUGGGUCAAGGCACAUCCAUACCAGAUCUCCCUGAAGUGAAGCGGGUCCGAGAGACCCAGAAGAAUAUCAGCUCGAUACAGUACAAGGAUUCUGUGGGUCAAGGCACUUCUAUACCAGAUCUCCCUGAGGUGAAGCGGGUCAGAGAAACCCAGAAGAAUAUCAGCUUGCUUCAGUACAAAGAAGGAGUGGGACAAGGCACAUCAGUAUCAGAGACCCCAGAGAUGGAGAGAGUUAAACGCAAUCAGCAAAAUAUUAGCACGAUAAAAUACAAGGACUCUUUGGGUCGAGCAACAGCCAUACCGGACCUCCCUGAGGUGAAGCGGGUCAAACAAACCCAGAAGCACAUCAGCUCGGUGUUGUAUAAAGACAGUUCAGCCAAGGGAACCCCUGUGGUGUUUACUCCAGAGAUGGAGCGAGUCAAAAGGAACCAAGAAAACAUUAGCUCGGUGCUGUACUCUGACAGUUUCCGUAAGCAGGUCCAGGGCAAGGCUGCAUUUGUCCUGGACACACCUGAAAUGAGGCGCGUCAGGGAGACCCAGCGCAUCAUUUCUGGAGUGAGAUAUCACGAGGACUUUGAGAAGAGCAAGGGCAGCUUCACUCCCACCACCUCUGACCCUGUAACGGAGCGUGUGAAAAGGAACACCCAGGACUUCAGCGACAUCAGCUACCGUGGAAUCCAGAGGCGUGUGGUGGAGAUGGAGAGGAGACGUGCCAUGGAGCAUGACCAAGAGACCAUCACUGAUCUGCGUGUGUGGCGCACAAACCCCGGCUCUGUGUUUGACUACGACCCUGCUGAGGACAACAUUCAGUCCAGGAGUCUGCACAUGAUGUCAGUGCAAGCUCAGCGUCGCAGCAAGGAGCACUCCCGCUCCACCAGUGCUUUGAGUGGCAUGGCUGAUGAAAAGUCUGAGGUAUCCCAGGAUGCUGACCACCACAUGUCCCUCUAUAGCAAUGGCUUCAUGGCCUCCUCUAUGGGCUACCAGCAUGCUAAGACUGUAGAGGUGCAGCAGAGGUCAUCAUCAGUAGCCACCCAGCAGACCACAGUCUCCUCCAUCCCCUCACACCCCUCUACCACUGGAAAAACUGUGCGUGCCAUGUAUGACUAUGCUGCAGCCGACAGUGAUGAGGUGUCCUUCAAGGAUGGCGAUGUCAUCGUUAACGUGCAGUCCAUUGACGAGGGGUGGAUGUACGGUACUGUGCAGCGCACUGGCAAGACCGGUAUGCUGCCAGCCAACUACGUUGAGGCAAUUUAAAGACAAAGCCCGCCCAUCGUCCCUCCAGAAUGGGCGAGACACAUCCACAGGGCAAACUGAUUGGUCUUCCUGUGAUCACAACUGUGGCUUAGUGCAAUGUGUAGCUUUUAGUUUCUUGUAGGUCUGUAUUUGAACUGUGUUGUUAUUCUUGUUGGUAAGGCUGUUAUCAUUCAUAUGCUGCUGCCCGUGUUGCCUGUGGAUGUGAAUUAAGUAUUAUGACAUGACACAUAUAAAUAUUUCUGAUUAUACAUACUAUGCCUAUUUUAGAUUUAGUGUUCUAAGACACCAUCUUAGAAAUGCAAGACUCACUAAUAUACAGUACUUUCUGGCCCAUUAUUUUGUAAAUUUCAAAAAUAUUUAAUAUAUAUAAAACAUUUUUGUCCGAGUACUGAGAGAGUAUUUUCUCAUAGGAACAAUGGGCUCAAGUAGUUCUAAUUAUGCCUUUAAUGGAAGUUCUAUGGAGAGAGAAAGAAAAUGAUUAAAAUAACGACACUUAUAAGGAGUCAGUUACCAUCUACCUCCUCCAUGAUUAAACCACUCCUGAAGAAUUGUAUGAGACAAGCCUCAGUCUUCCCUCCUUUACACUGAAGGCUGGCCAUUAGUAGAAUGUGUGUUUUGUUUCUUCCGAUUAUUUAGGUCCUGGGUUAAGGCAUGUCCUCUACCUAAUCAGUAGCUAAUAAAGCACACCAAGCUCCUGCA
This is a messenger RNA of Lates calcarifer (barramundi perch), 20017 nucleotides long. RefSeq names its product nebulin. Lineage: Eukaryota; Metazoa; Chordata; Actinopteri; Centropomidae. The record is from RefSeq and is a predicted model, not a curated record. Gene Ontology annotation, cellular component: Z disc. Gene Ontology annotation, biological process: cardiac muscle thin filament assembly. Gene Ontology annotation, molecular function: actin filament binding.